AUGAGCCACACAAACCCGCCGACGGGCACGUCAGGGCCGGCGUCGGGCUCAGCGAUGCGCACACAUGCUCUUAAGCGGAGUGUCCAGCAGGCCUUUGAAGACACCGUCGACCGCAAUGUGGGCUACGUCGGCUACCAGAGCAAGGUGCGGGUGACGGACAAGUACCGCGUGAUCGGCUUCAUUAGUAGCGGCACAUACGGCCGCGUGUACAAAGCCGUCAGCCGCCAAGGGAUGCCGGGCGAGUUUGCCAUCAAGAAGUUCAAGCCCGACAAGGAGGGCGAGCAGGUCACGUACACGGGCAUCAGCCAGUCGGCGAUCCGCGAGAUGGCGCUGUGCAGCGAGCUGUCGCACUACAACGUGAUCCGGCUCGUCGAGAUCAUCCUCGAGGACAAGUGCAUCUUCAUGGUCUUUGAGUACGCCGAGCACGACCUGCUCCAAAUCAUCCACCACCACACGCAGCAGCCGCGCCACCCGAUCCCGGCGUCGACCAUCCGCAGCAUCAUGUUCCAGCUGCUCAACGGGAGCCAGUACCUGCACACCAACUGGGUGCUGCACCGCGACCUGAAGCCGGCCAACAUCAUGGUGACGUCGGCCGGGCAGGUCAAGAUUGGCGACUUGGGGCUGGCGCGCCUGUUCUACAAGCCCCUGCACUCGCUCUUUUCCGGCGAUAAGGUCGUCGUGACGAUCUGGUACCGCGCGCCCGAGCUGCUCCUGGGCUCCCGCCACUACACGCCGGCCAUUGACAUGUGGGCCAUUGGCUGCAUCUUUGCCGAGCUGCUGUCGCUGCGGCCCAUUUUCAAGGGCGAGGAGGCCAAGAUGGACUCCAAGAAGACGGUGCCCUUCCAGCGCAACCAGAUGCAAAAGAUUGUCGACAUCAUGGGCCUGCCCACCAAGGAGCGGUGGCCGCUGCUGGCCAACAUGCCCGAGUACCAGCAGCUGAGCACGCUCAGCAGCCACCAUCACCAGCACAGUCACCACGCAUCGUCGUCGUCGUCGUCGUCCGGCAACCUCGAAAAGUGGUACUACAGCACCAUCAGCCAGGGCCAGACAUCGGCGCCGCUGCCGCCGUCGGCCGCGGCCCAUGCCAACCCGUCGUCGCUGGCCAGCCUCGGCGCCAACGGCUUCUCGCUGCUCGCCGGCCUGCUCGAGUACGACCCCGAAAAGCGCCUGACGGCCGAGGCGGCGCUCGAGCACCCCUUUUUCACGAGCGGCGACGCGCUGCACAGCAACUGCUUCGAAGGCCUCAAGACCGAGUAUCCGCACCGGCGCGUCAGCCAGGACGACAACGACAUUCGCACGAGCAGCCUCCCCGGGACGAAGCGGAGCGGGCUGCCAGACGACUCUCUUGUGCGGGCAAGCAAACGGGUAAAGGAAUAA
Molecule: messenger RNA, 1377 nt
Organism: Sporothrix brasiliensis 5110
Lineage: Eukaryota; Fungi; Ascomycota; Sordariomycetes; Ophiostomatales; Ophiostomataceae
Product: cyclin-dependent kinase 8/11
Exons: 2
Coding region: 1-1377 (458 amino acids)
Biological process (GO): protein phosphorylation
Cellular component (GO): mediator complex; nucleus
Molecular function (GO): cyclin-dependent protein serine/threonine kinase activity; ATP binding; RNA polymerase II CTD heptapeptide repeat kinase activity
Source: RefSeq, a predicted model, not a curated record